GCUGUGUUGCUCGAUACGAUCACUAGGGGGCAAUAGCCAACCAAACUGCGCAUACGUGACGUCAUCGCAUUGUCAUGUUGGCGGGACGUCUCACCAUAUUUGAAAUAGUGGCGCAGCCAUCCAGAGCAAAGAAGACGAGCACAACAGCCGGACUCACUGCGGUCUCUCGGGUCGGGGUAGUGGCUCAAGAGCAGAUACAGGGAUGUCGUGGGACUUUUUAAUACCCGUGUGUGUCGGAGAUCUAGUCAAGACUGGAGGUACAAACCAGUAUGUGGUGCAGGAUGUGGUACCUCCGAAACACCUGGCCUCCUAUCUGAGUAAAUUCAAGGGAGCAGUAAGAAGCAAGGGGCCCUUGUGUGUCCUUGAACACUUUGACACUGGCUAUAGCGUAUUAAAGCAGAGCAACUCUGUAGAUUUGAAUGUCAAAGAGGACACUCUGGACUUGCUUGUUCAAGUUGUCAGCAGCCUGGCGUCCACCCUGCCUUCACUCCUCAGCUCCACCACUGUCACAGCUGCAGAACGACAGGAACAUCUAAAUGUGGUUAAGAUGAGUGUCUUCCUUCUCUGUAAGCUCACAGAGUGCCUGGAAAGUGACUCCUAUCGGCAAAGUAUAGUGACAACUACCAAGGGGGGUAAAAAAGGGAAGGCUGGAGAAGGCCCUGUGCAGUGGGAGUCAGAGAGAGAAACGGUGCUGCACGCACUUAUUCAGCUUCUUCAGGUGGAUAUCCGCUCGCUCUGGAGUCUCUCUCUAGUGGAGGAGGAGUUCAUCAGUUGUGUGACCUGUUGCUGCUACAAGCUCCUUGAGAACCCGACCAUUAGCCACGUGAAGAGCAAGCCCACGAGAGACUGUAUAAUCCACCUCCUCGGGGUGCUGAUCAAAAAAUAUAAUCAUCUUCUUGGUGCCACUGUAAAGGUGAUCCAGAUGCUCCAACACUUUGAGCAGCUGUCGUCUGUCUUCGCUCAGGCUGUGGCAGUGUGGUGCACAGAGUAUGGCCUCAGGACCUUCAUUGGAGAAGUUAUAAGGGAGAUUGGUCAGAGGUCAAGUGAGGAGCUUGCCAGAGAAGGUUCCGGCGUCAAAGCUUUUGCUGCCUUCCUUUCUGAGCUUGCUACUCUUGUCCCUGACUUGAUGAUCCCCAACAUCAGUGUGCUGAUUACCCACCUGGAAGGAGAGAGCCACACCAUGCGUGUGGCAGUGUGUGAGGUGCUGGGUGAAAUCCUCGUCAAGGUCUUGUGUGGCGACAGCUUGGAUGAGUCUGGAAAGGCAGACAGAGACCGCUUCUUUGACACACUGCAAGAGCACUUGCAUGACAUUCACUCCCAUGUCCGAGCCCGAGUGUUACAUGUCUACACAAGAAUUGUCAACAGCAAUGCUCUGCCUUUAUGCAGGUACGGUGAGGUGAUGGGACUGGCAGUUGGACGACUGAUGGACAAGUCAAUUAAUGUGGUGAAGAGCGCCAUCCUACUGCUGGCUGCCUUCAUUGCACACAACCCUUACAGUUGCAAGUUAAGCAGUGAAGACCUGAGGAAGCCUCUGGAGAAGGAAUCGGCUAAACUGAAAGAGAUGAAGGAGAAACUCGCUGAAAAAGUUCCAGUACCUGUGAUAAAAGCAUCCGAGCUGUGGGCCGCCAUGAAGCCUGAGCUGCUGGUCACUGUCAGAGCUGAGCUCGAGCCGCCCAGUCAAGCAGAGGGGGAGGAUGAUGACGGUGAGGAGGCGGAGGAGAAGGAGGGAGAGGAUGACAGGACAACUGCUGUGAUGAUCGCUCAGUAUCUGCGUGUCAACAAAUACAGAAAUGCAGUGCGUCUGUGUAUUCAAGCCCAGCGCUGCUUCCCCGAGUCGGAGAUGUUCGCUGCUCUGUCCUCUCUCACAUGUGACACACUAAUGGAAACGCUGGCUUUGAUUUUCAAAGGUUCUGAUGAGGAUCUUUCUGAGAUCAGCCAAAAUUUGCCACCUACUCCACAAAAAGGUGAGAGUGAGAAGGAAAAGGAGGAUGGUGAGCUAAAGAAGCAAGAGAUGUUGGUUCAAUACCUGAAGGACACGCAGACAUUUGCUUUGCAAGUGGAGAAGGCCAUUUCUGUCAUCAACACAAUGCUUUACUGGAAGACUACUUCAGUGGUCCAGGAGGCGGUGCAGUUCUGUGUGACCGUGCGUGAGUUUAGUGUGGCCAACUCCGUCAGUGGAGUGCGGAAAAUGCUGCCGCUGGUCUGGUCCACUGAUGCUGCCAUCAAAGAUGCUGUUGUUCAGGCCUAUAGACGCCUCUACCUGAACCCCCAGGGAGACACCACCAGGAUGAAAGCACAGACUUUAGUGGACAAUCUGUCUGAACUGAUGGUGGACUCAUCACUGGGAACCAUUCAGUGCCUUGGGGAAAUUUUUCAGGAGUUCUUUGGCAGCGGCAGCAGUUUGGAGUCUGCAGUUGUCCAAGUUCUGUGGGAGCGCUUCACUGGCAAGAAAGAAGUCUCCCCUCUGUACAGGAGAGCUGCAGUGCUACUGCUGGGCAUGGCUGCCAGGGCAGAAAGGGAGGUGGUCCUUAGUAAUCUGGACACUCUGUGUUCUGUGGCGCUUGGAGAAAAAGUGACCGAAGACUUUUUACUGGCGAGGGACACCGUGAUGACCAUCUGCAGCAUCACUGAUCACGUCAGGCAAUCUAAAGGGGCACCGUUCCGACUGCCACAGGAGCACCAGCUCUUCAGCUGCCUCUCACAGGCUGUAUCUGAAGGUGUGGUGAUGGAAGACCCGUACUGGCAGAGCUUCAUGGAGCUGGCUGUGCGGCUCAUCUACUUCCUGGCUGAAUCUCCUGACCAGCUGUGCUCGCGGUUGCUCCAGCGCAGCGCUCGCCUCUUACUAAGUCAGAUUGCUGAUGGAGGUGAGAUCAAUAAGGACGAGGUCCAGGCACAGGACGGCUCUCAGGAGUCCAGUGAUCAGGGGGAACAAGUGAACUGUGUGUGUCUGGCCCAGCUGUUGGCGCUCUGUGGCUGCGUUGCUUUCUGGCAGGUGUCUCACCUGGAGCGCAGUGUGAGCACUGAGUUACGCAGGAGGCGAAGAGAAACUGAAGAGAGGGAGGAGAAGGAGAAGGUCCCUGCUGGCAAAACUAAGCAGGCAGCAAAUGAAAGCACCAUGGAGGACGAACUGGGCUUGAUUGGUGCGUCAGCCGAUGAUAAUGAGGCGGAACUGAUCAAAAACAUCUGUGAGACAGAACUGCUGGCAGAGGAGAACCUGCUGAGUGCCUUCCUCCCCCUGCUGGUGAGAGUCUGCAGCUCCCCGGGUCGUUACUCCCACCCGCAGCUCACUACAGCUGCUUGCCUGGCGCUUUCGCAAUAUAUGAUGAUAAGCCCUUCUGUCUGUGAGGAGAACAUCCGCCUGCUCUUCACCGUUCUGGAGCGCUCCACUCUUCCUGUGGUCCGAGCCAAUGCUAUCAUUGCUCUCGGGGACCUCACCGUGCGUUUCCCCAAUAUCCUGGAGCCCUGGACGCAGAAUCUAUACGCUCGGCUCAGCGACAAAGUGCCAUCGGUGCGGCAGACGGCUGUGACAGUUUUGACUCAGUUGGUGCUCAAAGAUGUCCUCAAGGUCAAAGGUCAAGUCAGCGAGGUGGCCGUUCUCCUAAUUGACCCAGAGGCCCACAUCGCCAGCCUGGCCCUUAACUUCUUCAACGAGCUGGCCACCAAGGACAACGCCGUCUACAACCUGCUGCCGGACAUCAUCAGCCGGCUGUCGGACCCAGAGAGGGGGAUGAGCUGCGAGGACUUCAACACCAUCAUGAAGCAGCUGUUCUCCUACAUCACCAAAGAGAGGCAAACGGAGUCUCUGGUGGAGAAGCUCUGCCAGCGCUUCAGGACAGCCAAGACGGAGCGGCAGUGGUGCGACCUGGCCGUGGCCCUGUCCUUGCUCUCCAUGUGUGAGCGGGGUUUCAAGCGGCUGCAGGAGUGCUGGGAGUGCUACAGCGACAAGCUGACCGAGCCUGGCGUCUACCAGCCGCUCCUCUCCAUCACCGCCAAGCUGCGCCGCGGCGCCAAAGCCCAGUUCAAGGCUCAGGUAGACGACUUUGAGAAGCGGCUGACCGCCGUGCACACGCGUGGUCUGGAGAAUGUGGAAAGUCCCGAGAUGGAGGAAGAGAACCAAGCAGGGGGCCCCAGCGAGAAGACCACAGCACACACACCAGCGCCCUCUAGGGGCCGCGGCAGGACCAAGAGAGGUCAGUCCAAGUCUUCAGUUUCCACUCAGGACAGCAAUUAUGUCACGCCUCAAAGGACCCGCAAGUCUAAGAAGCCCAUGGUGACCUUCAGCAGCGACGAGGAGGAUGAAGAAGAUGCUGUCAUGAUCGAGAGCGAGACGCCCAAAGUCAUGUCGCCCAUUGGCCGCACCACCCGCCGCGCUCGCCUGAGGAACUGAGUCCUGCUGUCUCUGUUGCUGAAGCGCUUUUAUUCCUUUUACCUGUUUUAGAGUUUUCAAAGCAGCUUUUAUUCCCACUCUGGUGUUUCAAACACUCAGAUGUUUCUAAUAAAUGUUUAGCUUAGUCCCAACUCUCGUCUCACUUCCAGCCAAUUCAUUUACACGAGCAAGUCACUCUGAGAGCAGCUCGCUCCGACGGAUGCUGACACCUGCGGAGUUCGCCUUCUCUUCUGUGGCCUCCGCUCUCAGGAAUCGAUCUCUUCUGUCCUCCUCCUCCGGCUCUCCACUGCCCACUUUCUCUCCUCACUGCCGACAUCACCCCUCUCCUCCUCCCCCUCGCCACACACUAAUCUCCCUGUUCCUCCUCCCACUCUGUCCUCUCCGAAAAGAUGAGAGGGACGCAGGCGCCGCGCCUGUGGAUGAUUGAUAUGUUAUGUAAAUGCGCUCAGCACUUACUGGGAGUCAAAAGAAAGUUGAGGCGGGAAGAUGCCUCCAUUCAGACCACCAUCUUUAAGAGCCGCGUGAAGUGAAGAAACUCAAGUCAAGUCGUCCUCCAUUCCAACCAGAUGUGUUGCUGUUUGAGACCAAAUCUGAGGUCAAAGGUGGUGAAGCUGCUGUCUGUGAGGAACAGCAGGGAGGCAGGUCAGACACAGACCAGAGGCUGAUGCUCCCUUCUCCCUCACUCUGUUGUCAAGCCCCUCACUCCGGAUCUGGACCCCAGCAACCUCCAACUUUAUUCUUAUUUAGUCCCUUUGCUGCACCUAGUCUGGGUCUAUCGCCUCUCCCUUGUCCCAUCUCGACUCUCAAAAGUGGACUGUCACGUUGGAAGAUUCAGUAGCACUUGUUCGUCUCUACAGAAACAGAAGCUGUCAGAGCUGCUGUGUCGGAUUGCGCCGGUUCUGCUUGGUGCUGAAUGAGUCCGCGGGGGUGCAGGGAGCAGAUGGUGCUGACAGACUGUAACUUACAAGACCAAGCUGGGGGGGGCUCGGCGGUG
Molecule: messenger RNA, 5381 nt
Organism: Synchiropus splendidus (mandarinfish)
Lineage: Eukaryota; Metazoa; Chordata; Actinopteri; Syngnathiformes; Callionymidae
Gene: ncapd2
Product: non-SMC condensin I complex, subunit D2
Exons: 32
Coding region: 203-4387 (1394 amino acids)
Biological process (GO): mitotic cell cycle; mitotic chromosome condensation; meiotic chromosome condensation
Cellular component (GO): condensed chromosome, centromeric region; nucleus
Molecular function (GO): histone binding
Source: RefSeq, a predicted model, not a curated record